AUGAAUAUGAAGCGGUCGAGGAUUUCAAACUCAGUUUCUUGGGCUUCUGGAGCCAAUCUUUGUCAGGUGAAGCUGUUCUCUUCUGAGGAUUGUCCUGUUAAAGUUGGCCUGAAAUAUCAAGAUCAUCUUCAAGCAAAGGCAUCAAGUAUGUUGAAUUCAAUUCCUGCGGAAAAUGAUUUUCCCCCUGGAUUUGAAGGCAGUUUUUCUGUGGGCCAGUCAAAAGUGGAACUUCCCCACAUCCCGAGGAUUCAAUGGAAACGUCCUUCCAAGUUUGUCAUAAGUCCCACCUGGGAAGUAGCAGCUGGCGAGGAAAGUGAGGAAGCCAAGUCUCAAGAAUCUAGAGAGAUGAGAGUGCUUGAAGCAGUUUAUCCUCGUUUUUCUGCAAUUCCUCCUAACCCCUCGGUUUCUUUGGAUGUAGAGGGUGAGCAUUAUGAUGAUAGCCUCACUCCUUUUGUUCCCGAUACUCCAAUUGAAGAAGAGUCCCCAGAUUUACUUGAUCUGGAAACUCCAGUGAAUACCAAUGUAGGUUGUCAACCACCAAUCUUGCACCAAGGUCUGUUGGCAUCUGGGAAAUCAAAAGCUUCUAAAUGUAACUCUCCUGGUUUGCAGCAACUUGCCAGUGAUCAACCUGUACUAGGAAACUUAUUUGAUCUUAACGCGGACGUGACUGCUGCUGCUUCAGCUGCAUUGACUGCAAUCAUGAAAAGCACUGAGAAGGGAAGUUUGGUCGAUACUGGUUUGCUCAUUAAAAUUCUUAGUGACCCAAAAAUGAUCCAGAAAUUGAGUAAUGAAUCCGGACCACAGGCCAAUGCAGGACUUGCACCCAGGCCAAAGACAUUAGUUCCAUCAAUUCCCUCAUCUCAUCCAAAAUCUGAUAUGCAAGGGACAGCUGCAGGUGGAAACUUCUGCCCUAUGCCAGGUACAGUGGGAACUGCUUUGAAUACAAUCCCUCAUCAGCCAAAUAAUGUUCAACUAUCCAGGUUGAAUCGACCAACACCACCGCCUCCUUUGCCCAGCCCCAAAUCCAACUUCUUUAAGUUGCCUAGCCUGCCAAAUCAAAACCAAGCACAACCCCCGCAACCCCCUUUAAGUGCAAUGACUCAACCGAACAGACCUCCAUUACCGCCAUUCCCUUUAAGUGCAAUGAAUGAUCCAAAUAGAGCUCCCUUACCACUAUUCCCAGCCAAAGAAGCCGGACAUGUGAAGGAUGUGAACUACUUUAAGAACCUCAUUAUGCAACAUGGAGUAGAAAUCCAGGACCCAUUUAUUGCACAAAAUGGUAACAAUCAUAAUCACUUGACAGACUUGAAAAUGGUUCAAAAUUUUAAACGAGGAGAAACGAAACCUUGCAAGAAUCGAAAACCCUGCUUGUACUUUAAAAGCUCUAGGGGAUGCCGUAAUGGAGUUAAUUGCACUUUCCAGCAUGAUGCGUCAUGCCAAUGGCCGACUGGCAGUAUCAUGGAGGCCCAUAGUGCCAAGAGAAUGAAACUAACUGGGUUUAAUACUGGAAGGAUGUGA
Prunus armeniaca (apricot) is the source of this 1518-nucleotide messenger RNA. The record is from the annotation of a GenBank genome assembly. Lineage: Eukaryota; Viridiplantae; Streptophyta; Magnoliopsida; Rosales; Rosaceae.